CUCAUAUCACUAAUCACUAUCUUCUAGAGCAAAACAUAUUUAAAAAAUGGCGGCAACGGUGCAAAACAAUGCCAUAACUUUGAAAGGCAGUACAGAGAUGGUCGCUGAGUUUUUUGGUUAUGGAAUAAACAGCAUAUUAUAUCAACGUGGUAUCUAUCCUCCAGAAAACUUUAAACGCGAACAAAAAUAUGGCCUAACAUUACUAAUGACAGACGAUGAAAAAUUGAAGCAAUAUAUUGAUAAUGUUAUUAGGCAACUUAAAGACUGGUUGUUUGACAAGACUGUCAAGAAACUGGUAGUUGUGAUACUAAAUAUUGACUCACAUGAACCUUUGGAAAGAUGGCAAUUUGAUGUUGAAUGCGAUAAAGAAAUGACCGAAAAAAGUAAACCCAAAGAGAAAUCAAUGAAGGAUAUUCAAAAUGAAAUACGUGAUGUGAUUAGGCAAAUCACUGCCACGGUAACCUUCCUUCCUCUGCUUGAUGCCCCAUGUGCCUUCGAUAUCCUUAUUUAUACUGAUAAGGACCAAGAUGUCCCUGAGCAAUGGGAGGAAUCUGGUCCACAAUUUAUCGCAAACUCACAAGAAGUUCGAUUACGCUCCUUCUCAACUCUAAUACACACAGUCAAUGCAAUGGUAGCAUACAAAAACUGACUGAACAGACCUUGUCAAGGUCUUUAUCGAUUAUUUUGGCACAAUUAAUACAGAAGAGAUGACAAGUAUUUAUAGAUGUUUCUAUUGUGUGCUUGUUAAUAUAUUUAAAUUUUUAGUUUUUCUCUGUAAUGUAAGAUGCAUAUACCUAUAUGUAUGUAGUUGCAAUUUACAAACAUUUAUCAAGUUAGCUUAUACUUUAUUGAAUUUUUUUACUGGUUGGUAUUAAUUAUACUUUCUUGUAGUCCUAAUUGACAUACCUUAA
This is a messenger RNA of Xenia sp. Carnegie-2017, 911 nucleotides long. Its product is annotated as mitotic spindle assembly checkpoint protein MAD2A-like. Gene Ontology annotation, biological process: mitotic spindle assembly checkpoint signaling. The coding region runs from base 47 to 649 and encodes 200 amino acids. The transcript is spliced from 6 exons. Gene Ontology annotation, cellular component: kinetochore; cytoplasm; nucleoplasm. The record is from RefSeq and is a predicted model, not a curated record. Lineage: Eukaryota; Metazoa; Cnidaria; Anthozoa; Malacalcyonacea; Xeniidae.